GACACAAAAGGUGUUUUCUCAAGGUGAAGUCAGUGAGAAUGAAGCCUCUGGCCUUUCUUGUGCUGUUGUAUCUGCCAAUCUGCUCGACUUCUCCUCUGAAUGGGUCAGCGAAGCAGGAGGACCCAGACAUGGAUCUCGUCCAGCAAUACCUAGAAAACUACUACAAUCUCACAAAAGAUAUGAAACCAUUUGAACGAAGAAAGGACAGUAGUUUGGUUGUUAAAAAGAUCCAAGAAAUGCAGAAGUUCCUCGGGCUGGAGGUGACGGGGAAGCUGGACUCUGCCACUCUGAGGGUGAUGCGCAAGCCCAGGUGUGGCGUUCCCGAUGUCGGUCGCUUCAGUACCUUUCCCGGCACGCCAAAGUGGAAGAAAACUCAUCUUACAUACAGAAUUGUGAGUUAUACACCUGAUUUGCCAAGACAUGUUGUUGACUCUACUAUUGACAAAGCUCUGAAAGUCUGGAAGGACGUGACUCCACUCACAUUCUCCAGGACCUAUGAUAGAGAGGCUGACAUCAUGAUCUCUUUUGUAGUUAAAGAACACGGGGACUUUUUCCCUUUUGACGGGCCAGGAUCCAGUUUGGCUCAUGCUUAUCCACCUGGGCCUGGGGUUGAGGGAGAUGUCCACUUUGAUGAUGAUGAGAAAUGGACAGAAGAUAUGUCAGGAACCAAUUUAUUCCUCGUUGCUGCUCAUGAACUUGGCCACUCCCUGGGUCUCUUUCACUCGACCAACACUGAAGCUCUGAUGUACCCGCUCUACAAGUCAUUCACGGACCUGGCCCAGUUCCGCCUUGCUCAGGACGAUGUGGACGGCAUCCAGUCCCUCUAUGGACAUCCGUCUGUCAUCCCCAAAGACCACAUAGUGCCCACGAAAUCCAUCCCUUCAACGCUUGAGAAGCCAGCCAUGUGCAAUUUCACUUCAUCCUUUGACGCAGCCAGCACUCUCAGGGGGGAAGUCCUGUACUUUAAAGACAGAUAUGUUUGGCGUAGACGCCGCCAGGAUCUGGAACCUGAAUUUCAUUUUAUUUCUACGUUUUGGCCCUUUCUUCCUUCAGAUGUGGAUGCUGCAUAUGAGGGGAAGGACACAUUGUUUGUUUUUAAAGGAAAUAAGUUCUGGGCAAUCAGAGGAACUGAGGUACAAGCAAAUUAUCCAAAAAGUAUCCGUACUCUGGGCUUCCCUCCAACUGUAAGGAAAAUUGAUGCAGCUGUUUCUGAUGUGGAAAAGAAGAAAACAUAUUUCUUUGUAGGGGACAAAUACUGGAGAUUUAAUGAAAAUAGUCAUUCCAUGGAGCAAGGCUUCCCCAGGCUCAUAGCACAUGACUUCCCAGGAAUUGAGCAGAAGGUUGAUGCAGUGGUAAAAGAAUUUGGAUUUUUCUACUUCUUCAGUGGACCAUCACGGUUUGCAUUUGACCCUAAUGCCAAGACCGUGGCACAUGCAAUGAAUAGUAGCACCUGGUUGUAUUGUUAGGUGAGAUAGGGAGAAAAUAUACACGAGCAUUUUGAAUGAGUCUAAUAUUCACCAAAUUUAUUAUAAGUCAAAUGAUGAAUUAUUUCUGCGUGGGCUGUGGCUAAAGACAAGCCUUGCAGACAUCUUCAUGUGUCACGAAGCAUUUGUCGGGACCGCUUCACUUGCUCUUGAAAUACAUGGAGCAGAAGUGGGAAACACUCAUGUACAAUUGGCUGGAAGAUAUACCUCCAUGUAUAUUUUACCUAUUCUUUCUUUAUUUUUCUCUACAUGGCUCACCAGAGAGAGGCAGAGAGGGAGAGAAAGGGGGAGAAAGCACUCCCCAAAUGGGGCAUGGUCACAUGCCCUCUGCUUCUCCAUAUUUUCA
Tupaia belangeri chinensis (Chinese tree shrew) is the source of this 1830-nucleotide messenger RNA. Its product is annotated as stromelysin-2. Gene Ontology annotation, biological process: proteolysis; collagen catabolic process; extracellular matrix organization. Gene Ontology annotation, cellular component: extracellular matrix. The record is from RefSeq and is a predicted model, not a curated record. NCBI's taxonomy places the organism in Eukaryota, Metazoa, Chordata, Mammalia, Scandentia, Tupaiidae. Gene Ontology annotation, molecular function: zinc ion binding; metalloendopeptidase activity. The transcript has 10 exons. The coding region runs from base 39 to 1466 and encodes 475 amino acids.